AUGUUGCCUACAGGAACAAAACGGUUAAAUGCAAACACUAGACCAGUAACUUCUGCUAAGCAAUCCUCAGUCAAGGGACCGUAUGGUAAGAAUCCGGGAUGCACAACAAGCUGUGGCUUGAGGCUACCGAGGAAAACAGAAGUUACUGCAGCAAGACUGAUCAACCAUCUCAGCUCUAAAUUUGUCAAGGGGUUACGUCUAGUGGUGAUGAGGAAGAAGAAGAAGAAGAGAUCUCCACCAUCGAAGGCUUCUUCCACCGGUAGAUCUCAGACUUCGGUUAUCUCUGUCGCUAAUGAUAAUACCUGUAGAUCAGAGGCUAUAGAAGACUGCAUACAGUUCAUAAACUCAUCGACCUCGUUCACACGAUCAACUUCUGCCACUGGCCGUACAUCUUGAGUUUUUAGUCAUGCCCAUGAAUUUUCGAAGAUUCUCGUUCUUGGUAACCCGUUGGUUAAGCUAUAGCAUAUUAGAGAGUUGCAUGUAAUCUCUAAGAUAAAAGUAAAAUAUAUAGAGCAGAGUAGAAAUAUGUAUAAGUGUGACCUUGAGAAUCUUUUGCUUAGUGUAUGUACAAAAUCUUAUC
Eutrema salsugineum is the source of this 580-nucleotide messenger RNA. RefSeq names its product josephin-like protein. The transcript has a single exon. Bases 1 to 396 code for a protein of 131 amino acids. The record is from RefSeq and is a predicted model, not a curated record. NCBI's taxonomy places the organism in Eukaryota, Viridiplantae, Streptophyta, Magnoliopsida, Brassicales, Brassicaceae.